AUGGCCUCUAAGAAGAUUCAAACCAUUCUUGCGGCGAAAGGGAAGUGUGAGCGCCUCAUUCUCAAGCGGAGAUUCUGCUGGGGUCGUCACCCGGAGCAAGGCCAAGGCGAUAUCCACAACUCCACCGGUCACUUCCAUAUCGACUCAAGCCAAGGCAAAAGACGUGAACCAGUUAUCAAUCUGGCCUCCUUGGGGGCAAAGAAGAAUACCGCCCGAGCAGAGGAGAGAAACUCUCGGAUUUUCUUUAUACAUUUUGGAGAUUGA
Molecule: messenger RNA, 264 nt
Organism: Prunus armeniaca (apricot)
Lineage: Eukaryota; Viridiplantae; Streptophyta; Magnoliopsida; Rosales; Rosaceae
Source: the annotation of a GenBank genome assembly